Messenger RNA from Podarcis lilfordi (Lilford's wall lizard), 2976 nucleotides. The record is from the annotation of a GenBank genome assembly. NCBI's taxonomy places the organism in Eukaryota, Metazoa, Chordata, Lepidosauria, Squamata, Lacertidae.
AUGGAGCAGCUGCUGCUCAUCCUCAACACCAGUAAGCGGGUGGCACUGAGACGCGCUCCUGAGCGCGUGCAGAAUGCGUUCCUCCUCCAGGUCCAGAGGCAGCUGUGGGACCGGCUUGCAGGGUAUUUAUAUUUUUCAAAAUAUAGCCCGGCCCCCCACAAGGUCUGAGGGACAGUGGCCUGGCCCCCUGAUGAAAAGGUUUGCUGACCCCUGCUCUGCACCUCACUUGGGUUUAAGUUGCGUCAUUUCAGCCAGCCGACCUUCAAGCACACAUGGUUAAAGUGGCGCAAGGUGUGAUUGCACUAUCUUGCCGCGGUGUGCUGUUUUCUUUAGAGGAAAGAAGUCGGGCGUCUGCUCUGCAUGCAGAAGGUCCCAUCCCUGCUAGCAUCUCCCGGUGAGGCUGGGAAUGUCUUCCAGCUGCAAUCCCGGAGAGACCCUGCCAGUCAGAGUAGACCAUGGUGAGCUAGAAGGAGCAGUGAUCUGACUCGCUGGUGUGGGGCAGAUGCCUGUGUUCCUGUGCGCACAUGAUGUUCAGUCUCCUGGUUUUAUUUCAGCCCAAAUCAGCUACAGAAACUACGUUCUUGAGCAGAAGGGGCCCCUCCAUCCAUGAUGGGGGCUGCUUCACCCUUUCGUUUCCUGCCAUAUUGCAGACCUGGUGCAACUGGCUGUAUUUGCACAACUUGCUUUUAUGCUGCACCUCAGCUCUAAGCGUGGUGCUGAUACUUCUCCCCUGUUCUUCCCAUCCACAUAUAAAAUAUUGCCAUUAAACCUUUCUUUCUUUCCAUUCUUCCAAAUAAACUUUAAGAAUAAUCAUUGCCAUUUUGUUAUUUGCUGGUUGGAUGUUUUUAUUGUCAAAGGCUGAAAAAGAAAAUUUAGUCAGCAACAAUACAAUUUUUAUUAUAGAAAUCCUGCCCAGGAAAGAAAAAUGUAACUUUCCCCGUUGUGGGGCAGUACAUUGUCUAGAAACACAUAAAUAAUUCCAAAUAUUUUCUGACAUCUUGUUUUUAUGCCCACAUAUCUUACUGGCUCUCACCCACCAACUCUAUUCUAUCUUUUCUUUUAUUUCAACUCCUCAAUUAGCAGUUACAUUGAUUUAACAUUUUUCAGUUUUUCCCUUCCAGCUAAGGGACCAUAUUCAGUUAUUACUAAUUCCAUUUCAGUAAAGGAUUGCCCUGGUUUAGUUAGUGUCACAGUGACACUGGCCAGACAUAUUUAUUUACUUUUCGAUUUUUACCCCAGUUAUACACUAUUUACUCUUAUUUUACUUGCUUAAAAUUAAGAGAAAUAUUAAACAGACAUCCUUUCCUUUUGCCUUUUGCCACAUUAACCUUUUUUGAUAAACUCCCAUUAGUGUGAAUUCCUUCUUUUGAAUCUGAAUAAAUGGCUUAAAUCCAUUGUCUGUUGCAAAUCUGAAAUCAAAAGCUUUAAGAGUUUCCAAAAAGGAAAUGCCAUUCUUUAUUGCCAAAAGCCUUUUCUGCAUAUAGAAACAUCAACAAGGUCUCCUCUUGACUUUUGGAGCCAAUUAAAGUCUGUGUUGUGUGCAAUAUUAGUGCAACUCAUAGUAGACCCAUUGGAAUUAAUGAAGUGAGGUUUAUUAAUUUCAUUGGGUCUACUCUGAGGAGAUGUUUGUUGGAUACAACCCGACAUGACUUUUGCAGGUAUUGUCACUGCUGUGAAUAAAAAUGGUUGCUGGGUAGGGAUAAGUCUGGGAAUAGUUUUGUGUCAGGACCUGAAUAUCUGCAGUGGCUUCAAUCCUGUGCUCUCUCUCCCUUGCCCUGCCCAACCCCUGCAACCUCCUCCAGGUCGUGAAAGUGGUCGGCAGUAACAUCUCCCACAAGCUGCGGCUCUCUCGGGUCAAACCGACGGACGAAGGCACCUACGAGUGUCGCGUCAUCGACUUCAGCGACAGCAAAGCCCGCCACCACAAAGUGAAGGCCUACCUGCGGGUGGAACCAGAGGAGACCACCGAGCCCCACCGCCACAGCUCCCCCACCGGGCACAUGCAAGACACCCAGCUGCUGGGCUUGCAGCUCUCUGACCACAGCAAACUGAGCGGCUCCCACCCACACCACCAGCACCACAAGCCAGGCAAGGAGCUCAAGAAACGCUCCGUGGACGAUGCGUCCUGUGCCCUCUAGACUGGGUUGCGUCCCGAGUUGUGUUACUGAAUGGCCUAAAUGGGGUUUCUCCCUCCUUCACCCCCCACUCUUCCACACACACACACACCUGCCCCAUCCCACUGGGUGGUGGGAACAUGACAUCCUAGUGGCCAGUCCGUAUUUGGGCCAGGUUGCUGAGGAACCGAUGUAAAACGAAUGCCACAAACUAGAGUCACCCCGUCCGCAUGAACCUCAUUGUCAGCAUCCCUUCCACUCGGUCAUAUAGAUAUGUAUUUUUAACAUUCCUUUCUAACUAUGAAUUUCUCCCCUUGAAUGGACAAUGGGCUGCUUCCGGGACUCCGGAGAUGACACGGAGCCGCUCCAGGGUGGAUUUAAACGGAGGGAGCCCAGUUGGCCGGGUUACACUGUCCUGCUGACUGUCCACAUGGGUAGGAGAGGGCAUCUUCCCCAAGGAACACAGCUGUGGAUGCCCCCUGGCACCUUUACGGGCGUCCAAGCAGGACUGUCUUCUCUGAUUGUCUUUUUGGAAGCAUUUAGGGUGUCCGAACAUGGGCCUGAGGCCACCUGCCUUGCUGUGAGGUGGUUUAAUUCAAAGCUGGACCUUCCCCCAGCUCUGGGGACACUUUAAGCCACACCAGGGCCUGACCCUCCUCACCUUUGCAUUGCUAGCUUCUUAUGCCAUUUGUGAACCCCCCGGAGAUGCUCCGCCUUGCUUUGUAAAAUGAGACGCCCGAGGGAUGCCGUUUAGACCAUCCGUUUUAAUUCACUAGUAUCAAACUGUGUAACUAUGAAGUUGAUGACUGUAUAUUGUAAAUAUAACUGACUGUUUCUCCCUCCUGCAUUCCCAGGACACUGA